Molecule: messenger RNA, 1369 nt
Organism: Triticum aestivum (bread wheat)
Lineage: Eukaryota; Viridiplantae; Streptophyta; Magnoliopsida; Poales; Poaceae
Product: E3 ubiquitin-protein ligase CHIP
Exons: 8
Coding region: 91-855 (254 amino acids)
Biological process (GO): positive regulation of proteolysis; cellular response to misfolded protein; protein polyubiquitination
Cellular component (GO): cytoplasm
Molecular function (GO): ubiquitin protein ligase activity; protein-folding chaperone binding
Source: RefSeq, a predicted model, not a curated record
UCCUCUUGUCUUGUCUUCUCGUGGGGCCUUCGGUAUUCUUGCGCGGCGCAAUCCCAACCAACUUCAGAGAGAGAGAGAGGGAGGUUUCCCAUGGCGGCGGCGGCGGAGGACGGCGGCGUGGCCCGGCAGGCGGAGCUCCGGCGCGCCGAGGGCAACGCGUGCUUCCGCAAGGCCCGCCUCGGCGCCGCCAUCGACUGCUACACCGAGGCGAUUGCGCUGUGCCCCGGCGUCGCGGUCUACUGGGUGAACCGGGGCCUCUGCCACUUCCGCCGCAAGGACUGGGCCAGGGUCGAGGAGGACAGCAGGAGGGCGCUCGCGCUCGACGACGCCUCCGUCAAGGGGCACUAUCUGCUAGGGUGCGCGCUGCUCGAGAAGGAGGACUGCGCUCUCGCCGUCAAGGAGUUCGAGAAGGCUUUGGAUCUCUUGAAGUCUUCAAAUUCAAGGGACAAAAUGGCGGAGGACAUUUGGCAGGUUCUUGCCAAGGCCAAGUACCAAGACUGGGAAAAGCACUCCACUCAGCGGGUUUGGAAGAUGCAAAGUUUAAGGGAAGCUUGUGAAAAUGCUCUGCAGGAGCAUCACUUUCUUAGCGGUACUCUUUCAGAAGACUCUGAGGGGACAACCAAUGAGUAUCCAGAGCAAUGCAAAUUGUUAUCCGAAGUCUUCACAAACGCUAUACUUGCUGAUACGCCAGGAGAUGUGCCCGACUACCUUUGCUGUCAAAUAACUUUUGAGAUUUUUAGAGAUCCAGUUAUCACACCCAGUGGUGUAACAUAUGAGAGGGCCAUACUGCUUGAGCAUCUCCACAAGGAAACAACACAGAAGCUUGAACAAAUGAACAGUAGCUGGUGUAGCUGAGUUGAACUGGUACAUUAUUUGAUUGGCAUAGGUAUGACACCAGGUGGGCAAUUUCGACCCAGUGACACGGGAGCCCUUGAAGGAGCAUCAGUUGGUUCCGAAUCUCGCCAUCAAGGAAGCAGUGCAAGCCUACCUCAAGGAGCACAGCUGGGCCUACAAGUCGAACUGAAGCUGUCCUGUUACCGCUUAAGUGCUAACAAGAUGUGUUGAUAGUAUCUGAGUUGCAAAGGGGGGUCCAUUCUUCACUUUUGUGUUGGGCUGAUUGAUUCUUUGUAAAUCCUAAUGAACACUUGGCAAUUGUACAUAACCAGCCAACACAGUGGAAGCUAAAGCAGCUUGCUUGACCUGUGAUUAUCUGUUGCAGUUCGCCUAUAGGAUGGUCAUUUUCAGUGCUAGGUCUCUAAGAUUUGGUGGAACUUGGCUGUACACUUGAUAGUGGUUUGUGUGAUAAUGUAGAUUGAUCAUUUGUUUGGUCCAGUAAUAAUACAUUUUUCCACUUUUCCUUUUGUUGCCA